This is a messenger RNA of Coregonus clupeaformis (lake whitefish), 1983 nucleotides long. Its product is annotated as OTU domain-containing protein 1-like. Lineage: Eukaryota; Metazoa; Chordata; Actinopteri; Salmoniformes; Salmonidae. Gene Ontology annotation, molecular function: cysteine-type deubiquitinase activity. The coding region runs from base 406 to 1758 and encodes 450 amino acids. The transcript has a single exon. Gene Ontology annotation, biological process: protein deubiquitination. The record is from RefSeq and is a predicted model, not a curated record.
UGUAGCUUUUGGCACGCUUUGCGCAUUCCAGAAUGGCGACGCCGCCCUUGACGCCGCGGACUUGGGCAAGCGAAGUUCCGAGAGUGUACUGUCAUCAAAUCCUUUUAAUUCCCUCGCUGUGGUCAUUACUGCUCUACGUACAGCUACUUCAACUGUUGGCAAUGAGGUAGGAUGAAGUGGAGAAGGUCCGGUUACACUUUUCCUUUCUAAAAUUAGGGAAACUGCGCUGACGCAAGAUGGCUAAACUCGGUCCCUAUGUGUGACAGCGGGAACAAGACCGUGGAUCCAUGGAAACGUACCCUACAAUUUAGCUGUUGUUGAUGACUGGUUGUAUUUUUAGCCUUUGUUGUCAUCUUUCCGUAACACUUGGUGUCCAACAUAUUGUAUAAAGGCGAGUCUUUCAAAAUGCAGCUGUACAGCAGUGCUUUGACACACUAUCCCGGAUCCUCUCGCAAAGUUUCGAUAACUAUCACAAGUGGUACCACUACCGACCAUUUGUCCAGAACAACAACGAGCUCCUCUGCAAAUAAUAAACCGAUUAGGACUACUCCAGCAGACACUAACGGGAAUACGGUAGGAGAGACGCAAUCUACUGCAAACAUGCCUGCUGCUGGUUUUUCAUUUUACGAGGCUGCUUCCAUGAAGCCAGUCUACUACACUUCUACCGCAGAGAUAAUAAUUCGUCGGCCUGACGGAGUUGAGAGAUCAGUUCCAGUGCACAUCAUAAAGGAGACCCAAACCAAACGGGAUCCGUCAGACUCAUAUUCACAAGAUGUCCUGAUUCAGCCGCGUGACCGAGAGGAUCAUUUGGAUACAGACUUGAUUGUGGACUUCAUUGAUCACUUGAGAGGUAGAGGGGAUUUUUUCAGUGAUUGUGAAAACGUGGAAAGUGAAAAUAACCUGAUAAAUAUUGACAAGAACGAUGGACCAAGUUGCAGAAAUUGUGAGGAGAGAAUUAACAUGGCAAAUGGGGAAGGAAAAACAGUUACAAGUAACAUUGUAAGCCCAAAACGCCAUCGGAACAUGGAGGCCCUGGCGACCCAGGAUAAUAUAAAUGACAGUGAAUGCGCAGACCUGGACUUUCCAUCUGGCGAGGCGCAGCUCUUUGAGCUCCAUGUCCUACAGGAGCCCCCUCCCUCUCCACCGAGAGAAGCAGAAAAAUGUGACAGCGACAAAGUGACGCGUUACAUAGCGGAAGUGGAGAAACAGAAUAAAUACCUUCAGGAGAAGGCACACAAGUACAGAUUCCACAUAAUCCCUGACGGCAACUGUCUGUACAGGGCGGUGUGCAAAGCCACCUAUGGAGAGCAGUCUAUGCACAAGGAGCUGAGAGAUCAGACAAUGCACCACAUAGCCGACCACCUGGAUGAGUUUAACCCCAUCGUUGAGGGAGAUGUCGGGGAGUUCUUGAUCAACGCAGCGCAGGACGGCGCCUGGGCGGGCUAUCCGGAGCUUCUGGCGAUGAGUCAGAUGUUGAAUGUGAACAUUUACCUGACCACUGGAGGUAGCUUGGUGAGUCCCACGAUUUCGACCAUGGUGCACUACCUGGGGGAAGAGGACUCGUCCAAACCCGCUGUCUGGUUGAGUUGGCUCAGUAACGGACACUAUGAUGUCCUGCUGGACAGGUGUGUGGCCAACCCAGAGUAUGACGACUGGUUCCGUCAUUCUCAGAUGCAAAGGAAACGGGACGAAGAGCUGGCCAAGUCGAUGGCAGCAUCACUGUCUAAAAUGUACAUCGAACAAAAUGGUCACAUUUGAAACCAAUAGUUAUCGGAUUGCUGCAUUGAAAUAUUACUAUGUUACAGUAGGCUAGCUGUUACGUAAUGGGCCAAUCAUCUCUGCUGAUAGUAGUGGAGCUUCUGUCAUCUGAGGUCUGAGAGGGCCUCAGUCAGCACCUGGGGCCCCUGUUGGCCCCUGUGCUAAGGACAGCGCUCCUCACAGCCCAGCUCACGACUCACCCUGGGCUCAUACCUUCUCUCUCUC